Molecule: messenger RNA, 2826 nt
Organism: Castor canadensis (American beaver)
Lineage: Eukaryota; Metazoa; Chordata; Mammalia; Rodentia; Castoridae
Gene: Cdr2l
Product: cerebellar degeneration related protein 2 like
Source: RefSeq, a predicted model, not a curated record
AAGAUGCAGCGGCGGCUCCGGGUGUUGCCGGGCGGUUUGGGGACAGAGCGGCCGGGAGCCGGGCAGGGGGUGCCCGCCGCGGCGCCCACGCUCUCCUAGUGCCCCAGACCUGCCAAGCGGGUCCAAGCCUUCUCUCCCGCCGUCCCGCUCGCCGUCCCCACCCCAGCGCCCUUUGUGCCGUUGCUGCCCCGCGACCCCGGCUCCGCGAGACCCGGGCCGGGUGGAACCGCGGCGGUGCGACAGGCCCCGGGUGGGCGCCCGGCGCUUGGCCGAUGGCGAGGGAGCGCAGCGCGGGUAGGGGCGCUGCAGCUGGAGUCCGCGUCGCGGGAGGCUCGGCCCGCCUCCGCCGCAUUGUCCCGGGCCCCGCGCCCCGGCCCUAAGCUGCGCCGCCGCAGCGCCCGCCCACCGCCGCCCGCGGGGCCAUGCGGAGAGCGGCCGGGAUGGAGGACUUCUCCGCAGAGGAAGAGGAGCCCUGGUACGACCAGCAGGACCUGGAGCAGGACUUGCACCUGGCCGCGGAGCUGGGGAAGACCCUGCUGGAGAGGAACAAGGAGCUGGAGGAGUCCCUGCAGCAGAUGUACUCCACCAAUGAGGAGCAAGUGCAGGAGAUCGAGUACCUGACCAAGCAGCUUGACACACUGCGGCAGGUGAAUGAGCAGCAUGCAAAAGUGUACGAGCAGCUGGAUCUGACCGCCCGAGACCUAGAACUGACCAACCAGAGGCUGGUGCUGGAGAGUAAGGCUUCCCAGCAGAAGAUCCAUGGGCUGACAGAGACCAUUGAGCGCCUUCAGGCUCAGGUAGAGGUGCUUCAAGCCCAGGUGGAGCAGCUGCGGGGCCUGGAGCAGCUGCGGGUGCGCCGGGAGAAGCGGGAGCGUAGGCGGACCAUCCACACCUUCCCCUGCCUCAAGGAACUGUGCACCAGCCCCCGGUGUGAGGAUGCCUUCCGCCUGCAUAGUUCCUCGCUGGAGCUGGGCCCUCGGCCCCUGGAGCAGGAGAACGAGCGACUGCAGACCUUGGUGGGGGUGCUGCGUUCCCAGGUGAGCCAGGAGCGGCAGCGCAAGGAGCGGGCGGAGCGCGAGUACACGGCGGUGCUGCAGGAGUACACGGAGCUGGAGCGACAGCUGUGCGACAUGGAAGGCUGCCGCCUGCGCGUGCAGGAGCUGGAGGCCGAGCUGCUGGAGCUGCAGCAGAUGAAGCAAGCCAAGACCUACCUGCUGGGCCGGGACGACCACCUGGCUGAGGCCCUGCUGGCACCCCUUGCCCAGGCUCCUGAGGCUGAUGACCCGCAACCGGGCAGUGGGGGAGACUCUGGUGCCCAAGACGAUGUCUCCUCGCCUGCUACCUCCCCGAGCCACGCAGUGCGCAAGAGCUGCAGUGACACUGCGCUCAACGCCAUUGUGGCCAAAGACCCAGCCAGCCGGCACGCGGGCAACCUCACGCUGCACGCCAACAGCGUGCGCCGGCGGGGUAUGUCCAUCCUGCGCGAGGUGGACGAGCAGUACCACGCGCUGCUGGAGAAGUACGAGGAGCUGCUAAGCAAGUGCCGGCAGCACGGGGCCGGGGUGCGGCACGCGGGCGUGCAGACCUCUCGGCCCAUCUCCCGGGACAGCUCGUGGAGGGACCUGCGGGGGGGCGAGGAGGGCCUGGGGGAGGCCAAGGCUGGAGAGAAGAGCCUGAGCCAGCACGUGGAGGCCGUGGACAAGCGGCUAGAGCAGAGCCAGCCCGAAUACAAGGCCCUCUUCAAGGAGAUCUUUGCCAGGAUCCAGAAGACCAAGGCCGACAUCGAUGCCACCAAAGUCAAGACGCACAGCAGCAAGUGAUCCUUUCCAGGCCUGCAGCCUCCUCUGGGCUGCGAGCUGUGGGAUUCCUCGUGCUUGGACCGCAGCCUCUGGCAAGCAAGAGAGCUCUUUAGCAGCAAUGGGACGUAGCAGGUGGCUGCUCUGGAGGAGUGUGAGGUCAGAUCCUUUCAUCUGGGGACACAGCAUAUUUGGGGCCGAUGGAAUGGCUCACCUGUCCUGCCUCCCAGGAGCCCUUGACCACCCCGCUUCAGCCUGAAGGCACAGCUCGGUUUCAAAGCCAAACGCUCCCCACCCCACUCCCUCCAGGGACUUCUCAGCAGCCCCAGUCCUUGGCUUCCGGACCCUGGGCCUCAUUCUCAGAUGGUAGCCAGAUUUCUGGAGACCAUCCUGGCUUUUUUUUUUUUUUUUCCCAAAGUUGUUUUUCUGAGAGAUUUGCAAUGCGAGGUCAUCUUGACCCCUUGCCACACAACUGGAAACACUUGAAAGGGGAUCCCAGAGUCAGGUGUUGCUGGUUUCUGGGGUCUUCUAGACCAUCCACUGCUUCUCGCCAGCUGUGACAUGCUGUCAGUCCCUUAGCACCAGCCGUCUCACCCCCAGAGUCCUGAGCAGGUCACAAAUGGCCCCUGCCUUGCAAAGCAGGCAGCCUCAUCCAGAUCAGAGUGUCCCUGGCUCUAGCCCUGGCAAGGACUUUCAGUUCACCUCAGAUCUUUAGCCAAUCAGAAGAGGGGAAGAGGGAGCCCCUUGACGGCCAUACACAAGUGGUGCCCUGUUUCCUUCAGAGCCAACCUCCUGGAGUUCCAACCCCAAAAAUGCCUUCUAGGCAUGAAGGCCCUCCGGGGCCGGGAUGUGGGGAGCUCCCCAUGUCUGCACACCACUUCUGCCUCCCUUCUCUGCACCUGCCCCAUCUCAGGGACCAUGAUGUCUCAUUCACUCCAUGCUUCCCACAGGCCAGCCCUGGCACAGGUCACAUCUGCAGCUCCAAGAAUGUCCUAGGCAUGUCAUCCUAGUGCCCACCCCUGUUCCCCUU